AUGAAUGGCAGAUCUCAAUCUUCUUCAGUUCCGGGAGAUUCUCAACAUAUCCAAAAAAAUUCUGGAGAUAUUCCAUCUUGUGUCGAUGAAAAUAACCGUGCUGGUUCAGAAGGUUCUAUAACCCCAACUAAUCCCGAUCGUAAUAGUCCAACAUAUGAAUCUUCAAAGUCAACAGUAUUAUCAUAUAUAAAACGCGAGCCUGUCCAACUUUCUGCCUUGAAAUCAACUAAAUCCUACCCAGGUAGUCAUUUAGCUGAGAGUUUAUAUUCAUCAACCGGAACUCUUUCGAGACUCGGUAAACCUGCACCACCACCACCUGUUCGUAAAACGUCUUCAAUUUCAGACCCGAAUGCCAUUACAUUAGGAACACUUAGAAGUGCAGGAGUAUCUACUUACGAAGAAAUUAAAACACUAAAGCGCCAUUCUCGUAAUCGUAGCGGUGGAUCGAGUUUUAAUACUUAUGAAGAAUUGAAUUCUGAUAAAAAUGCCAUUUAUUAUGCUGCUAGAAAAAGUUGUCUUUCAACCUCACUAACUUCCCUAGUGGAGCCUAUUUACUCAACUCUUGAUUCUAAUAAUACUGGUACUGCGAACUAUUACGAUUCUAAAAUCGUUACUGUUAAUUCUUUGGGGAAUCAAGAAAAACAAGAUGCAAGUAAAUCUUAUUCACAGAUCUACAAUGCACCGCAUCAUCCUGCAUCAUCUCAACAGUCAUCAAAUGAUGAUGAUGUUUUACCUCCACCGCCUCCAGAAGCUUAUUCUGAUUCUGAGAAUCAGCAUAUUCAUCCAUCAAAUACUAAAAUUAAUUGUUCGAGAAGAGAAUUUUUGCAAACAUUGAAUGCCAAAUUGUCUGUAUUUCAAAAUCAAAGAUUGAGUCCUAAACUUGCGAAAAGGCGAAGUAUGUCAUUACCUCACUCAGAUCAAGAAUGGGACUCUGAUUCUGGAAUUACAUCUCAAUCCACAUCGUCUAAUAAGUCAAGUCCUCGUGGAUCUACAUCAAGUCACUCGGAGUCUUUUGCCCAAUCCUUAGUUAAACGUCUUAGUGCUUAUGGUGGUCGAAACAGUAAUAGCAAUAGCAUCAACAAUGGAAGUCAAGUAGAUUCGAGUAGAAGCCGAGCUAAUCAUGGAAAUAAUCAAAGCAACACAAACAACAAUAGUCAUGCAAUUUAUAGCUCAUUCUUCUUUGGACGGAACAAAGCUGGCGAAUCGGAUUCCAAAAAUGUGCCACAAAAUUAUGGACAUGGUGAUGUUGAUGAUUAUUCUUUGUCUAAAAUGAAGAUGAAUUCUAGUCAACACAGUGAAGUCGCUAAAGCGGCUGCAACCGAAGCUAUAAGAAGAAAAAAGUCACAAUCUGAAUGCUCACUGGAAUCGAAUAUCAGAGAAAGUAACUCGCAAAUCAAUCCUGAAUCACAUCCACCAAGCGUUAUGCAUGCUUCAGCAAGUGAAAACUCCAGUAGUAAUUGCAUGGACAGAAUCUACCGUAGCCAUCAACAUUAUCUGUCUCAUUAUAAUCAUCAACAUCAUCCUAGUAAUCCAUUUCACCAGAAUUAUGCGAGUGAAAAUAUGCAAACCGAAAAUGUAUAUACAACAAGAAACCAAAGUGUCUAUCAAUCAACAUCUAACCAACCUAAUGCUUACUUACCAGGACCUUACUCAGGAUCUCAUGCUAAUCAUCAGCAAAAGAUAUAUUCUCAAACAGCAAUGUACUCAGCACCAAACAGUUACUUAAAUAAUAAUGGAUACAAUCCACCAAAAGGACCUAAUAAUAAUACAAUGAGCCGAUCAGAUAUUGGUAGCAGUGUUUCAUCUUCUUCAGUCGAACAAUCUCAACAUAUCCAAGAAAAUUCUGGAGAUAUUUUAUCGGAAAGUAACCGUGCCUGUUCAGAAGGUUCUAUAACCCCAACUAAUCCUGAUCGUAAUAGUCCAACAUAUGAAUCUUCAAAGUCAACAGUAUUAUCAUAUAUUAAACGUGAGCCUGUCCAACUUUCUGCCUUGAAAUCAACUAAAUCCUACCCAGGUAGUCAUUUAGCUGAGAGUUUAUAUUCAUCGACCGGAACUCUUUCGAGACUCGGUAAACCUGCACCGCCACCACCUGUUCGUAAAACGUCUUCAAUUUCAGACCCGAAUGCCAUUACAUUAGGAACACUUAGAAGUGCAGGAGUAUCUACUUACGAGGAAAUUAAAACACUAAAGCGCAAUUCUCGUAAUCGUAGCGGUGGAUCCAGUUUUAAUACUUAUGAAGAAUUGAAUUCUGAUAAAAAUGCCAUUUAUUAUGCUGCUAGAAAAAGUUGUCUUUCAACCUCACUAACUUCACUAGUGGAGCCUAUUUACUCAACUCUUGAUUCUAAUAGUACAGGUACUGCGAACUAUUACGAUACUAAAAGCGUUACUGUUAAUUCUUUGGGGAAUCAAGAAAAACAAGACUCUAGUAAACCUUACUCGCAGAUUCAAGAUCCAAAACAACAUCCUACAUCUUCAGUGGCAUUCACUGUUUUUUAA
Molecule: messenger RNA, 2496 nt
Organism: Tetranychus urticae (two-spotted spider mite)
Lineage: Eukaryota; Metazoa; Arthropoda; Arachnida; Trombidiformes; Tetranychidae
Source: RefSeq, a predicted model, not a curated record